This is a messenger RNA of Blepharisma stoltei, 468 nucleotides long. Lineage: Eukaryota; Ciliophora; Heterotrichea; Heterotrichida; Blepharismidae. The record is from the annotation of a GenBank genome assembly.
AUGAAUAGGUGCGAAUCUAAUAGACCUACAGAAGAUAGGGCUUCUCAAAGGUAUGGAUAUCUAUCCAGAUGCUGAGAAUUAAAUUCAAUAGUAAAUAGCGAAACGACAGAGAAAUUCAUAGAUAUAGUGUACACCAGGUGUGCUCUUGAAGAUAAAACCAUAAUAUUGGUUGAAUCUGCCAGCAGGAGAGAUGUGGUAAUUCUUAGAUGCUAUUUUUCAAAACAGAGAGCCACAAGUGACUUUCCUUCGAUUGGUUUCGCUGAAUUGUGCCAGUUUAGAAUGCUCUGAAAAAUAGACAGGACGAACACAGAUGCUUUUUCAUACGUUCUUACAGAACUUAAUGAUUUUCAUUCUCAUCAAAAAUUCAGUGAGGAUCAAAUACAAUAUGAAACAAAAUUGCAAAGAAUACCUGCUCAUAUGCAAAAAAGAGCUAUAGAUUAUUUUAGCAACAAAUUUUUCAGCAAAUAG